CUCUCUCAAAUCAAAACUCACCCCUAUUACGAAUUCCAUCUCUCCCAAAUUACCCGCCAAAACCUAUAUAUAAUUUUACUCCUUCCUUAUUCCUUCCCUUUUUUUCUUUUUCAAAUCUUUCCCCCUCCUCCGUUUUCCCUCCACCAUCCCGCUCUCUCUCUCCUCUGUAGGGUUUCUUCCCCAUCUCUAUCUCUCUCCCCUUCAUCUCGCUCUUCACGGCCUUGCUUCUCGAUUUCGCUUCUUGGAUUUAAGUGUUGGUCAUGGAAUUGGCGAUGGUUGCUGAGGGAACGGAGCCGCCGGAGGAGACGCAAUCCGAGGGCUUGCCGGUGAAAAGGGCGAUUGAGAAUGGUGGGAGUGAGGAAUUGGCCAAGAAGCCUAAGGUUGAAGCAGCGGCGGCUGCGGCUGCGGCUGCUGCGUCUAGCGGGGAGUUGAAGAGAGUGGCGGAGCUUGUGCUGGUUUUGUCGACGAUGUCGGCAAUGCGAGGCGGGAAGAAGCCCACUAAUGUGGAGAUUGAGUUGAUGAAGGAGGCGAGGAUGAAGUUGGUGGAGUUGUGUCAAGGGAUGGCCCCCAAGGAUAUUGUGGCAAGGGAAGCUGUGGGGACUGUGAUUGAGGAUCUUGGAUUGAACGGGAAGAUUAAAGACCAGGGAUUAGGGUUUCAAACUCCAAAGAUGUCUAUAACCGAAAGGUUCUCACUCUCCAAGUUGAAGAUGGAAGAAUCAAAGAAGUUUCAUGAACAUUCUGCUCCAUCUACUUCUCAGCCAUUGCAAACAAGCAUGGGUAGUGGAAUGGUUGAAAACCGUAUGCCAUCUCAUACUGUUCGAAUGUUUCCUUCGGACAAGUCAAGCCACACAGGAGUCUCGUCUUCUGGUACCAUAACUUCUCCUCACGUGACUCAUGUUCCUGCUGGAUCUUCUUCUGGUUUGCACUAUCAGUCAACUACUACUGAAGUAAAAUCACCUAUAGUUUCUGGCGGAAUGCCUAGCAGUCACUUGGGCAGAAAUUCAUCUUCAUCAGCAUUGCCUAAAGUUGAACAACCACAGUUCAAAGUUGAUGGAGGAUCAAGUGGGCCUUAUUUGAUGCAUGCUCAAGCAAAUUCUUCAAACCAACCGUUGAUGAAUGCUCCAACAUGGUCAAUACAAACUCAAACUCAAUCUGGCUCAUUAGCUAGGAGUACACCAGAAAACAAAGUGACUGGACAUAACCCUGUCAAGGUUGAGGGAAUGGGUGACCUAACUGGGCCCAGGGCUGCUUCACAAAUAGCUAGGGAUCAGGGCUAUAGACCCAUAGUAACUCAAACAUCCCCUGGAAAUUUGUCUAGCUUGCACCAACCAUUGCAGGGCAUGAACAUUGUUCAGCCUUCUUCACUUCCUAAUAAUCACACUGAAAUUGCAAGGAUUGUCCAGAGACUGUUACAACCAAAGCUGCCUGAGCAUCCCACAUGGACUCCUCCAUCAAGGGAUUAUAUGAAUAAGGCAUUUACUUGCCAAAUGUGUGAUCUCACUGUCAAUGAAGUGGAUACUGUGCUUCUUUGUGACGCUUGUGAAAAAGGGUUUCAUUUGAAGUGUUUGCAGCCAUCACUUUUAAGAGGAAUUCCUAGAGGUGAGUGGCAUUGCAUGAGGUGCUUGACAUUAAGCGGUGGAAAGCCUUUGCCUCCAAAAUAUGGUCGCGUGAUGAGGUCCGCAAACACCCCACCAAAAGUGCCCUCUAAUGCAGUUGGAGUCCAACCAUCGUUAGAGAAGAAAACUGGAGUUGUAGCUCCAAAGGUCAGCUCACAGGAGUUAACAACAAAUGGAGGCUCUGUGUCAACUGAUGCCACUGGUAACAAUAAAAAUGUUGAGCUUCCAUCUGUCUCAAAGGUCCCUGAUGCAAAAGAAAUUCAGGAUAACACUCAUUCAUCAAGCAGCAAACACAUGGAUGAGAAGCCUGACCCAAAUAUCUCAAUAAAAUCCCUUAAUGCAGCUUCUAGUCCUGCUGUUGGCAUGCCAGGUGAAAGUUCUGCUGAACAAAUAAUUUCUGAGCCAUCCACCUCUAAAGAGAGAACCUUUGCCUCAGAAUCAGAAGUGCUUCCUCAAUUAACUGAGUCAGUUAAACCUGACAAUUUGCAAAUGUCAAAAGCUGUACAAGUUGAACUGACAUCACUACCAAACAAUGUUGACGUUUUGUCAUAUAAACAUGUUGAAAAUAAUUUGACAGGUAAUAACAGAAAGGAAUCUCAUGGGGGAGAAAGUUUGACAUAUGAUAUCAAACGUGAUGACCAAUAUGUUGCACUAGCAAAUUCUGAUAAAAGUUCUGGAACACAUGGUGAAGGGAGACAAUGCACUGCAUUAUAUUCCGAUGGCUUACAUGCAGUAGAAUGGGUUGGUGAUCUUGUGCAACUUGUUGAUGAGAAAAGGUUUUACCAAUCAUGCCAAGUUAAUGGAGUUACAUAUAGGCUGCAGGAUCAUGCUCUUUUUAAAUCCAGUCAUGGCAAGCUAAUUCCAUCUAAACUGCAGUCUAUGUUUGAAGAUAGCAAAACUGGAUUGAAGUGGGUAAAUGUGACAAAGUGCUACUUUCCUGGUGAUUUACCAGGGAAUAUCCCUCAUCCAUGUAUAUCUGAAGUCAAUGAGGUUUAUGAAUCUAAUAGUGAUAGAACUGAAAUGGCUGGAUCCAUUCAAGGUCCCUGUGAAGUCCUCCCGUCUUUUAAAUUUCAACAAGAAAACAAUAGACGAAGGGGGUUAGAACCUGAGGAAAGUGCUAGACUUCGGCCCAUUUUCCUAUGCAGAUGGUUCUAUGAUGGAGUCAAAAAAUUAUUUCAGCCUGUUACCAGUUGAUGCUGUCCUACGCACCAUGAUUUUCCUGCACUUGGCUGUUCCAGGUUUGUAGCUUUCAGACACUAGACGAGUUCGAGUCUGUUUGAUGUAAAAUAUGUAGGUGAAGCUGUGACUUGGUUUAGUUUUUGCUUAUGAUAGUUAUUUGUAUUUUCUGAUUCUUUUUGGGUCUUUAGGUGCAUUAGGCCCACUAAUAACAUUAUCAGGAUAUCAUGGAACAAAUAAAUUAUCCAUGUUGUAUUGUAGUCUGCUUAGGAUGCUGGAAAUGUAAAAUGUUUCCUUUGUAUACAGCCGUCUUCUUUUUGUGUAAAAUUAACCGCUUGAAGCCAUUUCUUCUAGGAA
Molecule: messenger RNA, 3149 nt
Organism: Neltuma alba
Lineage: Eukaryota; Viridiplantae; Streptophyta; Magnoliopsida; Fabales; Fabaceae
Exons: 7
Coding region: 261-2810 (849 amino acids)
Molecular function (GO): chromatin binding
Source: RefSeq, a predicted model, not a curated record